AUGGAUUACAAGUUUAUAUGGACUCAAAUUCUGUUCAUCUACUGCUGUUUUCUGACUGUACAUUGUGCACAACCCAAUUGUACAUCGGUGACUGACUUUGAUGAUUGUCCAGGGAAUAUAACAGAUUUCUGUCCGAAGAAUAUUGUUUGUGCAUGCAAAGAUGGAGAACCUUUUUGCAAAUGUCCAAAUUUCAGAGGUCGGUGGGGAAAUUAUUGGUAUAUGGGGGCCAAAUGUGACCAACUCUGGAAUACUCUGGACCUGAUUUUAGUUGCAACAUUGCCUGGAAUAGGACUGGCUUUAAUAGUUGGUGUAACAAUCCAGACUGUCCACUACUGUAAAAAGAAGUCAAAGAAGAAUAUAGAUGAUGAACGAGAACAAAGCGAUUCAUCAGGAUUCCAACCUCAGCAUAAUUAUGCGUAUGCUUUUGAUACGUCUAUGAAACUUUCUCAACCUAAUCAAGGCCAGAAUCCCAGGACUCUAUCCGUUCAGAAUGUCCAUCCUACUAGUCCUGCAUCUCCACAACCACAAUUCUCUGAAAGAAAUUACAACUUUAUGUUUCGUAAACCCAACGAGGAUAAUCCUUAUAGCCAUCCAUCUUAUAAUUGGAAUGGCUCUCUGGAAACAGCUAAUCCUGAAGCAAAUUAUGGAAACAAGUAUUCUUCAGCCAUGCAAAUGAAGCCACUCUAUAAUUUUUCCACACAAGGAGUUCCAAAGUCAAACUAUAUUCAAAUUGGGAGACCAAUUGGAUAA
Molecule: messenger RNA, 750 nt
Organism: Myotis myotis
Lineage: Eukaryota; Metazoa; Chordata; Mammalia; Chiroptera; Vespertilionidae
Exons: 7
Coding region: 1-750 (249 amino acids)
Source: RefSeq, a predicted model, not a curated record